AUGGCAAAGCAUGACUACGUCCGGCGAGACUCCAUUCUCACCCCGAGCGACCGGAGUGAAUCUCCACCGCCAGCUUACUCGCCCUGUCCGGUAGGAUCCAGCUCCUCGAGCCGUCCUUCACCCUCAGAGCAGACUCCCCUGCUCCAGACCAAGAUCCAAAUAAGACAAGUCCACAUCAACAUCCCAAGACCGUCAUACACGCGUAUCGGAGAGUGGUUCAUAGUGAUUUUAGUUUUCGUCUUGUUUUUCGGCCUCCUUGCUACGUUUAUCUAUUUAAUCCCGACCAUUUUUGGUUUCAUCAAGGGCAUAUUCGUAGCCCCACCCCCUCCUAUUCACGCCAUUGCUAUUAUAGGGGCCGGACCAGCUGGCAUAUGUGCGGCUCAGGAUUUAUACCACAAGGCUAAUGCUCGGGGCAUCCAUGUCAACAUAACUAUAUUCGAGUCCGCCCCCUUAAUCGGAGGCCAACUAGCUCUGAACAGUUCCACCGGCAGUCAAGUCUUUCCUUACGAUGACCCUACGCAGGACCCUAUCAUCGCCGAAGACAUCGCCGGAACCGGCUUAUUAUGGGGUAACCCGCUGUUUUCGAGGACAUCGGAGAAGACGCUCGGAGACAAGGUCCAGACAUCCGAGGCGGGUAGUCAACGGGUCAGCUACUUCAACGGCGACCGCGUCAUCGCGCAGACCACUCGUCCCUACACCAAAACAUCAUUCACCGACUGGGCGGGGUUAAUAUUCCAAUACGGCAGCUCCGUCUGGUCCGCCGGCGCCAUGGCUAAACAAGGCGCCGAACUAGAAGACCGCCUCGUAGACGUACCCCUAGUGCCGGAUCUCGCGCAACUCUUGAUUUCUCUAGGCAUAUACGACUACGCGAAGAAGUCCACGGGAAACGAACUUAACGACCGCGGCAUCGCCGGCGGCUACGUACCCGAAGUCCUAGCGCCGGAGGUCGGCCGCGUGUACUCGCAGAAUGUAGGAGAUAUCAGUGCCCUAGCACUGAUGCUCGCUUCGGGCAUAGAAGAUACUGCGAAUGCGUAUGUGGGUGGUGAACUCCUCGACAGGCUAGAGAUGAUCGUUAGUGCGGUCGGCGCAAACGUCCGAGAGUCGACGGAAGUCCACGGCGUCAAGUACGCACAGAUCAACGAGGACGAGUCCGCUUGGCUUGUACAAUAUGCAACCCCAUCAGGCCGUCUGCAAGCCGAAGCAUUUGACAAAGUCAUCAUUGCCGCCCCGAAUUUCGACUUAUACAGCGCUGCUUCCGCCGAAGACGUCGAGGCCGCUUCGAUCCUGACAUAUCGCACAGCGUACGUUGCGUUCUUCACGGUGCCGAGACGAAUCGAUGCCUACGGCUAUGUAAACCAAGUCCUAUUCCUCGAGAACGCCCUUGGAGGCGUCAGGGAACUAGCGUUCGUGAAAGAUAUUGUUCGAAUUGAUGACGACGACAGUAGUACCGUUGAAUACCUGUACCGUGCCCUGGCGGACAGCGAUGCCGUGGAGCAGCUGGAACAGCUGAAUCUGGGGAUCACUUGGUGGUAUCAGGAGAAGCUUGAAAAUGCCUACCCCUAUAUGUACCCAUCUAGCCGAUUUCCACCAUUUAAACUAUCCGACAAAGGCCUAUGGUGGACGUCGGCCAUCCAUACGAUCGCGAGCACAGUAGAUACGAGUUGUCUAGCUGGAAGGAUAGUUGCAGAACAGCUUAUUAACGAUUUGAAGAGAUAA
Daldinia childiae is the source of this 1716-nucleotide messenger RNA. Its product is annotated as putative prenylcysteine oxidase 1 precursor protein. The coding region runs from base 1 to 1716 and encodes 571 amino acids. Gene Ontology annotation, biological process: prenylated protein catabolic process; prenylcysteine catabolic process. The record is from RefSeq and is a predicted model, not a curated record. Gene Ontology annotation, molecular function: prenylcysteine oxidase activity. NCBI's taxonomy places the organism in Eukaryota, Fungi, Ascomycota, Sordariomycetes, Xylariales, Hypoxylaceae. The transcript is spliced from 4 exons.